This is a messenger RNA of Euleptes europaea (tarantolino), 1096 nucleotides long. RefSeq names its product P2Y purinoceptor 8-like. Gene Ontology annotation, cellular component: membrane. Gene Ontology annotation, molecular function: G protein-coupled receptor activity. Bases 1 to 1068 code for a protein of 355 amino acids. NCBI's taxonomy places the organism in Eukaryota, Metazoa, Chordata, Lepidosauria, Squamata, Sphaerodactylidae. The transcript has a single exon. Gene Ontology annotation, biological process: phospholipase C-activating G protein-coupled receptor signaling pathway; positive regulation of Rho protein signal transduction. The record is from RefSeq and is a predicted model, not a curated record.
AUGUCUCAGGACCUCACACUUUCCUGGUCCUCCAGAAGAUAUGCAGAUCUGUCUGCCAUAACCCCUGAAGGAAAUGUGACCAACACCACAAUUGAGAUGCUUCAGAGCAAUAUGCUUCAAAUUACUUUGCCCGUUCUCUUCUCCAUCAUUUUCAGCAUCAGCGUCCCUCUCAACUGUAUUUCCUUAUGGUUCCUUUGGUGGUAUUCAAGGCCUUGGACUCCCAUCAUUGUGUUCUCCAUUAACCUGACCAUCGCGGACUUGCUCUACAGCAUGCUCCUCCCCUUCCAGAUAAUCUACCACCUGAAGAAAAACAAUUGGCUCUUUGGGGAUGCUCUGUGCCGUGUCAUCACUGUUCUGUUCUAUGGAAACAUGCACUGCUCUAUGUUAACCAUGAUGAGUAUCAGCAUUGAACGCUAUCUGGGAAUAGUCCAUCCCCUGCAUUACAAAACCAUGAGGCCAAUUAGAACUUCCCUCUUGACCUGCGUUGUCAUCUGGGCACUCGUUUUAUUGCCACUCAUCCCUCUCAUGAAGCAUAACCUAACCAUUCACGUUCAACAGCUGUCAAUAAUCACCUGCUUUGACGUUUUGCCUCAAAAAAUGUUUCAAGAUGCAGAGCAUUUCAUUGCUUACUUUGGCUCCAAGAUGUUUUUCUUCUUUUUCCUCCCUUUAAUUGUCAUGGGAUUCUGCUACGUCUCCAUCAUCCUAACUCUUCUCCACUCCUCUUCUACACAACUCAUAGAAACCAAGAGGCAUACUGUCCGUUUGAUAAUAGUGCUGCUGCUGGUGCUCUUCUUUUGUUACCUGCCCCAUAUUGUCAUAUCAGUUAUCCAUUAUGUCUAUACUCUCAAUUACAAGUCAUUUUAUGUGGAAUAUAAACUUUCACUUGCAAUGAACAGCUUCAACUGCUGUUUUGACCCGUUUGUUUAUUACUUUGCCUCUAAGGAAUUUCGACGAAAGAUACAGAAGAAGCUCUGCAGAUGUGUGGUUGCUAGUUUCAGUGAAAAUACUCCAAUCUUCUCAGAACAUGACAUGCAAAUAACACCAAUACCAAAUGUGCCAAAGAAGUAGUGCUGGAAUAUAAUAAACUGGUCAUUGC